AUGUCAACGUUUGUCAACGAACAAGUAAAGCGGCUCAACACAUCACUCACCCAAUCUUUCGAAAGGCAUAUUGCCAGCAAAGCAAGCUUGUCAUCCCUCAAUGAAAAGGAUAAAUUUUUGCUUGAAACAUCACAAGCUUUGGAUAUGACAAGCUCCAAUUUGCCUUCUUUUGAAAAGGUGCAAGAAUAUCUUGAACGGUACCAUGAAUUCAAAGUUUCAGGUGAUAUGAAUGCCACGUCAGAAACAGCAGAUCCAGCUCUUGAAUGGCUCUUUGUAGCGAAAUGCACCAUUGCUGUCUAUGGCCAAGUGUUCUCCAAAGUGCUCAAUUUGACUCUACCUAUUUCCGAGUCGAUCGAUUACUGGAAUAGUAUUCAGGGUAGCACAAUCAACGAGUUAUAUUACGCAAUGCAAAUUGCACCAUCUCGCAUCUACUCAUUACUCAAGAACACAGCCAAGCAGAUCAGCAACACGUCCUCUGUUGUGGAUCAAGCCAAAUCACUGUUUACAUCCUCCGACUAUGUAUUGUCGCAAUUAUUCCCUGUUCACAACAAUGGCAUCUACAAUGAUAAAUCCAAAGCAGAAAAGCAGCCAUCGCUGAAAUCAUUCAAUGCUUUCAAUGCAUUCAAAUUCUUCAACCUAUCUUCCUAUCAUCAUCGUCCUUUGAUCCUUGAAAUCAUCAGCAGCGAAGUGUGCCUCAAAAAGAAAACAUUGCAGCAGUUUCGCUCGGAGCAGGCAGCUAGUUUGGGCGUUUUGUUAUUGACACCUCCUCAAUUCGACAGUCAGGACGAUUUUGCAAGUGCAACAGCAAAGGAGACCAAAAACUGCAUUGAGGUUAUCAAGUAUGUCUUGGGAUCUGCUUCUGGUGACAGCGAGCAGAUUGAAAAGAACACCCAUCAUCUGCAGCAACGUCUUAGCACGAUGGAUCUGCGACAAACGUCUGCAAAUGAUGCCACUGCAGAGUUGUACAGUGUGACCAAGAAAUGGUCGUCUUCGUACAACAACAGACUCCAAUGCAUCCAGUCAACUUACGGCACACCAUCUGUCAUCACACGUUAUUGGAUUCCUGCAUUGGGCUCAUAUUUUGUGGGUGGAUUAGCCCUUCGUUAUGGAUUCAAAAGAAGGGAGGACAUCAUGCACUGGGUUGAAGAAGCUGGAAAGACUGCGCAUGAUUUCAUUUUGAAUUGGGUCUGGGAACCCGUCGUCAAAGUAUACGAUACGAUUCGACUUAAGGAUCAACGACUAAGCUUGUUGAGCAAAGAAGGACUUCAAAGUGAUUUGGAUUCACUCGAGCGCAUGGUCAUUGGAUUUGCAAAGGACAAUCUACAUAUGCCAGAGCAUGAGCUAUCGCAACUAGCUAUCAACAUUCGCGAAGGAGACAUGUCUGUGCUGCUGAAAGAGUAUGAAAAAGAGAUCAAGAAUCCUCUGAGAAAUGUGAUUGUAGGUGAUCUAUUACAAACCAUCCUCAUUCAAGUCCAAAAGACAAAGGUUGAUGUUGAUCUGGCCAUGUCUGCGCUGGACAAGUUGCUCAAAUCCAAUGAAUUGAAUUUUGCCUUUCUGGCUGUUGCACCUUCGAUGCUUUUGACUUGGGCGUCGAUAUCUUGGUUCAGAAACACCAUCCAAGGCAGAUCACAGCAAAAGAUGAAAAAGACUGGGUUACCAAUGAAAGAAACACUUCGUCGUAUUGAAAGACAAUUGAUUGUCAUGGAGCCCAUUCACCAGGAAAAAGGAGAGCUAAAUGAGUGGAGCAGUGGUAACCAGUACCAAAUUGAAUGUGAAACGCAAGGAAUUCUACUAUGCGAAGUCCAUUUAUUGCGUGCAUACGCUCGUUCAUUACCCCUUCAAAACUCAACUCGUGCUAGAUUUUUGGAAGAUAUCCGGGAUUUAGAGAAUCCUUCCUUGACAAAUGAACAAAAGAUCCAAACUAUUGCUCGUAUGAGUAGAUUCUGGAAGUUUUUAUCUUAA
Molecule: messenger RNA, 1962 nt
Organism: Mucor velutinosus
Lineage: Eukaryota; Fungi; Mucoromycota; Mucoromycetes; Mucorales; Mucoraceae
Exons: 5
Coding region: 1-1962 (653 amino acids)
Cellular component (GO): mitochondrial outer membrane
Source: RefSeq, a predicted model, not a curated record